Molecule: messenger RNA, 1285 nt
Organism: Phragmites australis (common reed)
Lineage: Eukaryota; Viridiplantae; Streptophyta; Magnoliopsida; Poales; Poaceae
Exons: 2
Coding region: 93-899 (268 amino acids)
Cellular component (GO): membrane
Source: RefSeq, a predicted model, not a curated record
CCGCUUCGUGCCCCACUAAUCUCUCUGGACGCCGCCGCCGUCGUCUCGCACUCGACGCGUACGCAACCGAGCCAAGCAGCAGCGCGUCGGCGAUGGCGAGGAGGAGGGGGUGGGCCCGUGGGGCGGCGGCGUUCGCGGUGGUGGUGCUAGCGGUGGCGGCAGGGCGGCGGUACGGGUGGGACGGGGAGUCCGCGGUUGCGGCGUUCCGGCGGGCGCGGGGCGCGCUGGGGCCCUGGGCGGCGCCGGCCUACGUGGCCGCGCACGCGCUCACGCUCGCGCUCUGCCCGCCCUACGCCAUCUUCUUCGAGGGCGCCGCCGCGCUCAUCUUCGGUUUCCUGCCCGGCGUCGCCUGCGUCUUCUCCGCCAAGGUGGUCGGGGCCUCACUCUCCUUCUGGAUCGGCAGGGCAAUUUUCAGAUUCUUCACUUCAGCAAUGGAAUGGCUGGAGAGAAACAAGUACUUCCAUGUAGUGGUUAAAGGGGUUGAACGGGAUGGCUGGAAAUUUGUCCUGCUUGCUAGAUUCUCACCGUUGCCUUCCUACAUCAUUAACUACGCUCUAUCAGCCACGGAUGUUGGAUUUUUCAGAGAUUUUCUCCUUCCCACAAUUGUCGGCUGCUUACCAAUGAUACUACAGAAUGUGUCAAUUGUAAGCCUUGCCGGUGCAGCAGUGUCCUCCACUACAGGAUCUAAGAAGUCCCAUAUCUACUCUUACUUGUUUCCGACAAUAGGUAUUGUGUCCAGCAUUCUCAUUUCUUGGAGGAUUAAGCAGUAUUCUUCUGCCCUUGCUAUCCCUGAAGAGCUUAAAAGUUCACCUAGUAAUGGAAAUGCCAACGGGGAUGCUAAGCUGGUUUCGGUGCCAUCUGAAAGUACCAACUCCGGGAAAACUAGGAAGAGGAGGUGACUGAAAGUAUAUCCCUGUAUUUACAACAUUGUGAUGACAACCACGGCACGUGAGGCAGCUGCCGCCAGAUGCUACUCUAAUUUCCACUUUGGUCAAUGGCCACAGUGAGAUAUGCUAUCUGUUUCAUGCCAUUGUUUUUGGGCGUUCUACAGAUACUGAGUCAGCUACCUUCUUGUUCCUACCUUUUGAGCUUCUCGUCUGAUGAUAGCGUAAGGUGAAUUUGGUAGGAGCUCGGAUGUUGUACACAUAAUCUAGAGUAAUCUGGUGUUUUAGGUUUGUCUUGUUCAACUAUAUUCAGGGAAACCAUUAUUGUUUUUUCUCCAUAAUUGUAUUGAACUCGAUAUGCACACAACAAGGUAAAAAUCAAAUGCUCUUUUGGAUCAUAA